This is a messenger RNA of Chenopodium quinoa (quinoa), 2992 nucleotides long. Its product is annotated as transcription factor bHLH13-like. The record is from RefSeq and is a predicted model, not a curated record. The transcript has a single exon. Gene Ontology annotation, cellular component: nucleus. Gene Ontology annotation, molecular function: protein dimerization activity; DNA-binding transcription factor activity; transcription cis-regulatory region binding. Lineage: Eukaryota; Viridiplantae; Streptophyta; Magnoliopsida; Caryophyllales; Amaranthaceae. The coding region runs from base 698 to 2722 and encodes 674 amino acids. Gene Ontology annotation, biological process: regulation of DNA-templated transcription.
AAACCAUAGUUAGCAUGUUAACCAUAGAAAUAGGAACUAUAGUUAGUGGCACGAGAUUGGUAAGUUUAGAAAGAGAGAGAAAGUGAAGAAAGACAGAGAGAGAAAAGAGAGCUCUCUAAUAUCGCCCCCUUCGUCUCUCUCUCCUCCCACCCUCAUUUCUCAAUCUAAGUGUUUUUUUUUUUCUUUCCUAAAAAAAUUAAACAAAUAAAGCUUCUUCUCUUCAAUAAAUUCUUCUCAAAUUUGAGAGAUUGUUGUCAUUUUCUGGGGAAAAUCUCAAUUUAAUUUCUGAGCUUUUGCUGUAUUUGGAAUCCUCCACUGUUGGGUGUGCUGCCCAGAAACUCAUUUUCUCUCUCUAAAUCUUCUCUCAAGCUGCCUGGUUUGUAUUCAUCUAUUUUUGAAAUAUUGUACUUUUUUUUGAAGUUUUCAUCUUUUUUUGUUGUUGUAUCAUUGAUGUUUGAUUGACUAUUUCUGGGUAAUUUGAAAAAGGAAAUCUAUAAGAUCUGAGAAUAAGUGGGUACUUUGUUAAUUGAAUUUUGACGGAUUUGUUUGUACUAUAUAUAGAAAUAUUAAAGGGGUAGAAAUGAAGUGGUGGGCAUUUGUUUGUAAUUUAGGGUUUUUGACUUUGCUGUUGGAGAUUUGAAUUGGGGUUUUAGUAAAAUUAAAAGGGGAUAAUAAAAUUAGGGAUUAAAUUAAAGAAAUGAGAAAUAUUGAACUGGGUAUGGGAGGAGGGGUAGUGUGGAAUGAAGAAGAUAAAGCAAUGAUCGCCUCUAUAUUGGGUACUCGAGCUUUUGAUUACCUGAUAUCAAGUCCAUUUACGGCUGAGACUUCUUUGGUGAGUCUUGAGAACAAUGAGAAUAUCCAGAAUAAGUUAUCUGAUCUUGUUGAGAGGCCAAAUGCCUCUAAUUUUAGUUGGAAUUAUGGGUUUUUCUGGCAAAUUUCGAGGGCGAAAUCGGGGGAGGUGGUUCUGAGCUGGGGGGAUGGUUAUUGUAGGGAGCCGAGGGAAGGGGAAGAAUCGGAAGCUACCCGGUUAUUGAAUUUUCGGCUUGAGGAUGAAUCUCACCAGAAGAUUAGGAAAAGGGUACUUCAGAAGUUGAACACAUUGUUUGGAGGCUCUGAUGAUGAUAACUUGGCUUGUAGGUUGGAUAGGGUUACUGAUAUGGAGAUGUUCUUUUUGGUGUCCAUGUACUUCUCGUUUCCUCGAGGCGAAGGAGGACCGGGGAGUUGUUUUGCUUCCGGGAAGCAUGUGUGGGAGUCGGAUUUGUUGAGGGCCAAAUCUGAUUAUUGUGUUCGGUCGUUUCUGGCUAAGUCUGCUGGGAUUCAGACUGUUAUCUUGAUUCCUACUGAGUCUGGUGUUGUGGAAUUGGGGUCAGUAAGGGCGAUUGGUGAGAACCACAAUGUACUCAAGGCGUUGAAGUAUGCAUUUUCACCUCCUCCUGCUCCCGUGGUUCGUCCUAAACCAACUUCGAUUUUCCCUAUGGUUGUCCAUAAGAUAGAGGAAGAAGAUCCUGUUCCUCUUAAUUCUCCAUUACCUCCUCCUGUGUCUGCUCCUACUUCUGCCCCUGCACCUGCUCCUGCUCCUCUUCCCGUGUCUGUUCCUCCUCCUGCUCCUGCCCCUGCAUCUGCUCCUCCUGCUUCUGUUCCUACUACUGCCCCUGCACCAGUAUCUGGUCCUUUUUCGAAUGCAAGGCUUGUUGAUCGUGGUGUAGAUGGGGUUCAUAAAAUUUUUGGGCAGAAUCUAAAUACCACAGUUCGCCCUCCCUUCAGGGAGAAACUUGCUGUUAAAAGGAUGGAAGAUAGACAUUGGGAUGGCUAUGCCAAUGGGAAUAAGCUUUCUUUUACAGGCCAAAGCCCCAGGAAUAACGGUAUUCAAUCAGUUCAAUGUACGAAUUGGGCUAACAUUCCUGGUGUAAAACAUGCGACUGCGACGGAGCUUUAUAGCCCUCAGAACACGAGGCUUCAGGAGUAUGUGAAUGGCAUACGAAGUGAGUACCGGCUUAACCAGUUUCACCAGCAAAAGCCGGCCCAAAUGGAAAUCGAUUUUACAGGGGCAACCUCUAGGCCUACAGUGGCUUCUCAGCCAGGUAGUGCUGAGUCGGAGCAUUCAGACCCUGAAGUGUCUGGUAGAGAUGAUAGAUCAGGCCCUUCAGAUGAUAGAAAGCCUCGUAAAAGAGGGCGCAAGCCGGCCAAUGGCAGAGAAGAGCCACUUAAUCAUGUUGAGGCAGAAAGACAACGGAGGGAAAAACUGAAUCAGCGGUUUUAUGCAUUGAGAGCUGUUGUCCCUAACAUAUCCAAGAUGGAUAAAGCCUCGUUGCUCGGAGAUGCUAUUUCUUAUAUCACCGAGUUGCAGAAAAAGCUUAAAGAUAUGGAAGCAGAAAGAGAGAAGCAUAACAGCACUUCAAGAGAGACAUCUGGUACGGAAGCCAACUCUGUUGCAGAGGUGCAAGGACAAGCUCCUGAAGUAGAACUUCAGGCUUUGCAUGACGAGGUCGUGAUAAAAGUAAGCUGUCCGCUGGAUUCUCAUCCUGUGGCCAGAAUUAUCCGGGCAUUCAAAGACUCGGAGAUCAACGUUGUUGAUUCAAAACUUGCUGCAGGUACAGAUACCGUGUUUCAUACUUUUGUUAUAAAGUCUCAGGGUUCCGAACCACUGACUAAGGAAAAGGUGUUGGCAGCGUUUUCGCAUGAUUCAAAGUCUUUGCAAGCUCCUCCAUCAACUGGUGAAUAGGAGCAUGUAGUUUUCUCUUAAUUAGUAGGGUGUAAUUGGAUAGUAAAGUAGAGGAAAAGAAUCCAUUGGAUGACUUCUGCAGAGGUUUUGAUUUUGCAGCAAGGACGAGUUAAAGAGGAAUAGGUGGUGCAAAAAAUGUCCAUUAGAAGUAGAAUAACAGCAAUUGACAGCAAUAGAGUCGUCGCAAAUUUGUUUUUGUUCUGUUCAUAGUUAUACAUAUUUUGUCAUAUUGAAGUAUUUUAGCAAGGUGAAUUAAUUGUGUAAGUUCAA